UUUCAAGAUGACAGAAGAAAAAAGAGUUCGGCAUGCAAAGCUGGUGAUCUGCCAGCUUCCGCGGGUUUUGAUGUCACCUCUAGAUUGGUUCAACUGAAGAUGGAAACACUGGAGUCUGAGCUGACCUGCCCGAUCUGCCUGGAGUUAUUUGAAGAUCCCCUGCUCUUGCCCUGUGCCCACAGCCUGUGUUUUAACUGUGCCCACCGCAUCCUGGUGUCUCACUGCUCCACCAGCAAGCCCCUCGAGUCCAUAUCGGCCUUUCAGUGCCCCACCUGUCGUUACGUCAUCACGCUGAAUCACCGCGGCCUGGAGGGCCUUAAGCGCAAUGUGACGCUGCAGAACAUCAUUGACCGCUUUCAAAAGGCCUCCCUUAGCGGCCCCAAUUCCCCCACUGAGAGCCGGCGCCUGCAGCCGCAGCGCCCGGCUGUCGUUGCUAAAAUGGAUCUACGAAUCAGCUGCCAGUUCUGCGAGCAGGAUCCGCCGCGUGAGGCCGUCAAGACGUGCGUCACGUGUGAGGUGUCGUACUGCGACCGCUGCCUCCGCGCAACACACCCCAACAAGAAGCCGUUCACCAGCCACCGCCUGGUGGAGCCGUUGCCGGACACCCACAUCCGCGGCCUGACCUGCCUGGAGCACGAGAAUGAGAAGGUCAACAUGUACUGCUUGGUGGAUGACCAGCUCAUUUGUGCCCUUUGCAAGCUCGUGGGGCGCCACCGGGAGCACCAGGUGUCCUCACUCACUGAACGCUUUGAUAAGCUCAAGCAAACCCUGGAGAACAACCUGACCAACCUGGUGAAGAGGAACAGUGAACUGGAGAACCAAAUGGCAAAGCUCAUUCAGAUCUGUCAACAGGUCGAGGUAAACACAGCCAUGCAUGAAGCCAAGCUGGUGGAGGAGUGUGAUGAGCUGGUGGAAAUCAUCCGCCAGAGAAAACAGGUCAUCGCUGUGAAGAUCAAAGAAUCCAAGGUGAUGAAACUGCGUAAGUUGGCCCAGCAGAUUGCAAACUGUCGCCAGUGUCUGGAGCGCUCCAGUGCCCUCAUCACACAAGCCGAACAGAGCCUGAAGGAGAACGACCACGCCCGCUUCCUCCAGACCGCCCGAAAUGUAGCAGAACGGGUUGCCAUGGCGACAGCCUCCUCCCAGGUGCUCAUUCCUGACGUCAACCUGAACGAGGCGUUUGAUAACUUUGCCCUUGACUUUUCUCGAGAGAAGAAGAUUCUGGAGGGACUAGAUUACCUAACAGCUCCCAACCCGCCAUCCAUAAGAGACGAGCUGUGCACCGCCUCCCAUGACACCAUCACUGUUCACUGGACGUCCGAGGACGAGUUCAGCGUCACCUCCUACGAGCUGCAGUACACCAUCUACACCGGCCAGACGAAUUUCAUCAGUUUGUACAACUCGGCAGACAGCUGGAUGAUCGUACCUAACAUCAAGCAGAACCACUACACGGUCCACGGCUUGCAGAGUGGCACCCGUUACAUCUUCUUUGUCAAGGCUAUCAACCAGGCAGGAAGCCGCAACAGUGAGCCAGCCCGCCUCAAGACCAACAGUCAACCCUUCAAGUUAGAUCCAAAGACGGCCCACAAGAAGCUGCGUCUGUCCAACGACUGUCUGACCAUGGAGAAGGACGAGAGCUCGCUGAAGAAGAGCCACACCCCGGAGCGCUUCAGCGGCACGGGCUCCUAUGGCGCAGCUGGUAAUGUCUUCAUUGACAGUGGGUGCCACUACUGGGAGGUGCUGCUGGGAGCGUCCACAUGGUAUGCCAUCGGCGUGGCUUACAAAUCAGCCCCGAAAAACGAAUGGAGUGGCAAGAACUCGUCCUCAUGGGUGUUCUCGCGCUGCAACAACAACUUUAUGGUGCGCCACGAUGGCAAGGAGAUGCUGGUGGAGGCGAGCCUGCAGCUGAGGAGGCUGGGUGUCCUGCUGGACUAUGACAACAACUCACUGACCUUCUAUGACGCCAUGAACUCCCAGCACAUUCACACCUUCGAAGUCUCCUUCCUCCUGCCCGUUGUGCCGACUUUCAUGAUCUGGAACAAGUCAGUCAUGAUACUCUCAGGGCUACCCGUCCCCGACUUUGUCGAUGGUGUGGCCACAGAUCUUCAAGAGCAGCAACAGCAGCAGAUGGGCCUGUGCCGACAAGAGUCACCAUACUUGACCGGGAUGAAGACCUGCCACUGAAAAAGGGCUCACUAAUGGCCUAGCAGAGUCCACUCAGACCCGGCGACUGAAAGGUUGAGCUGAAAGACAUUGACAGUGCGACUGAGUUCUGGUCUAUCUUCUGCAUUAAAAGAGGACCAGUAACUUUGUUAUGAAUUUAGAAAGUGCAGGAGUUAUAAAGACCAUUCUGGAAAAAUGUCAGUCCUGUAUGUUUGUAGCCAUCCAAUGCUUUGCAAAUCCAUUAGUGAAUAGGAGCAAGGUUGCUUGACUGCAACCGUCAGUAGACCUCAAAUUCAUCUGAUGCCCUGGAGUCACUGAUGGCAGGUCUGGACAUCUUGUUUUAUGACCAUUUAAGGUCUUCCUUUUUCAUUUAUCUUCCUCCUGAUCUGACCCUAGGCAGAAGACCAAGGAGAGGAUGUUCUCAACAGCCGUUUAAAGUUUGAAGUUACAACAUGUGAACAGUGAGAUCACGUCUCACCUGUGAUAGAUUGAAAACAGAACACAAUUUAGUGGCAGCAAAGAAAAACAGAGAAAGAGUCCUCUGACUACAGGCAUUUUAACCUUAUUUUAAAUUGUCCGUAUAUCUGUCACAUUAAGUUUACAUGAUAUGCAAAGUGAACUCAAUUUUACAAGAGCUAAAUUAAACUUGAAAUGAAUUAGCAGAUAAAGGAAUGGUUAAAAUUAUUAAAAUACACUUAUUUUUUAAUUGUUUUUUAGCGAGUUAGAUGAGAUUGAUACCAUUUUCAUGUCUGUACGUUGAAUAUACAGCUAGAGCCAGCAGUUAGGUUAGCUUAGCAUAAAGACUCUACAGUAAAACUGCAGUCUCUGUUUAACAUUUCUCGUUAAACAAAUUAAACAUAACAUUUGCAUUUGUGAGCUUUUGGGGAGCUGCAAGGAGGGUUUUUUUUGCUUUCAUUUGGAUAGAGCCAGGCUAGCCGUUGUCCCAUGUUUCCCGCCUUUGUUCUAAGCUAAGCAAAUCACCUGCUGGCAGUAUAGCUUCAUAUUUAGCACAAAGACAUGAGAGUGGUAUCAUUAUUCUAAUCAAAGUCUCUAUAAGAGAGUACAAGUGUAGGUCCCAAAACACUUCUUCCUUUGAAUGUUGAUGUGCCUUCUUUGACUCCACUUUAUUGAGUGAACUACAUGCUACCAUCUUGCAAGCGCUAAUACAUGCUAGCUGUGGACUUUGUGUUUUGCAUCCAAUCCCUUUUCAUGGGUUGUAGCCUCAGUAGCUCUAAGUGGCUGUUGCUAAUGUAUUUUCCUUGAUUCCUCUCCUAGAUUUGAUUCAGCAGUCUUGCUUGUACUGGUGGGUUGUAGCUUCCAAGUUUUCCGGAAGUGUUAACGUUGCUCCCAGAUAUUAAUAUGAUCGCAGGGAGUAGAUUUGCAUCAUGUGACUACUCAACUUGUAUAAUAAGAGAUUUAUUGAAUAUUAGAGGAAACGAGUGUUAUUUAUGAAAAAAAGAUGGUUUACUUUUAUUAUUAUCUCAACAUAUUAAUGAUGCACUUUUUAAUUAACACUAUUUCCCCUCUAUGAGUAUUAAAGCAGAUGGAGCUGAGUGGCAGGGAGGCAAUGGGGAGGGAAAGUGACAACUAGCACUACUGCUGGUGGUAUUCACUCUGAAAAAUCUACAUCACCUUAUUUUCAUACUCAUAUAUAUACAUAUAUAUAUAUAAUUAAAAAAAAGCAAUUAUGGUGAAUAUUUAAUGAUGGGUACUGGAUAUCAACCAUUAUAAAGUAUUCUAAUAAACCACAGUGAAAACAGUUUUUUGUUGUUGUCUAAUCUGGUUAAUAUAACAGAAGAAUCAGUAUCAUUCGCUCUUUUCACAUUUAAAAGGCCCUGCUGUAAAAUUAGAAAUGUCUUUUCACUGUGCUUUGAACACGACCAGUGAAUUUCCCUCCCCACGGCUAUUUUCUAUAUCAUAUAGUAACUUUAUCUUGUUUAGAAAACGGAUAUGAUUAUGAUGACGUUUAUGUGCUUUUUUAUCAUGAUGAAUAGAUGAUAAACUAAUAGUUGUUUUUAAAAAUAAUGUCACUCUGUUUUCAACUAAUCAGGGAAGGAGGGGGUUAACACUUUAACUUGCUGUUUGUCGCAAUGUCAUAGCAUGAUUGUGUUUUCCUCUGUGAUUUGUUAACACUCACACACACACACACAUGCACAUACACACAACAACCUCAACACAUGUCAUGUUUCGGUUUAGGUUGGCCUUGUCGUGAUAAAUGCAUGAAACAUAGUAGUAUCCCACACCGGUUCACUGGGUAAUUUAAGUAACUCUUUCAAGUUCACUAAAUCUUGUUUUUCAUCAGAGACUGACUCACCUGCAUAUUUUCUUACAGCUUACUUGACCUCUUGUUGUCACCCAUCACUAUUCAGAUAGAAGCUGUAGCUCGAUCCAUUGUUUGCUUUUCAUUGGGAUUUGAAGGCCUAGUGUGGGUGACAGUUUGAUAUUCAGGUAGUGGCUUCAAUUCAGACAAUCAAAUAUGUAUCAUAGUUUAUGCAGACUUAAGAGAUUGUGUAGCAGAAACAGUGAGGAGGGAUUGUGACAGUGACACUUGAGGUUGUGUUUAAAAAAAAAUGCAGACUUUUUACAUACCAUCUUGUUAGAUUUGACAACUCACAGCCAUUUUACACAUCACCAGGUAUAUACUUAAUGUUGAAUGUCAUGUAACAUUUGUAUUGACAAGCUAUGAUUUGCUCGACCUUAAAAAAUACGCACUGAUUUCAGCUAUUUGCUAGUAACCAUGGUUACGUAUUGAUGAGUUUAAGUAGGGUUCCAGUGAUGUAAAACUCUCAGCUGUGGAAAGAUAGAGAAAAUCUGACAUGUCGUGUCCUCUCAGUUCACCUUUUAACCUGCAGUGUUGUUUUAGGUAAACUGUGUGAUGAUGCAUCAGUCAUGAUUGUUGGAUAGAGAUAUUGAUUGCAUGAGCGCUACAGCAGAGAUGAUUCACUGUUCAAUGCAGGAUGAGCUCCAAAAUGUGGAGAGGAAUAUCUUUAUAUUUCUGUCAGGGAGUUUAGUGAAUGUUACCUGACUUGCAGAUUUCCACCCAUCUUGUGGGAUAAUGUCGGUCACAGGCUCGAGACGGUCAUGUGUUGAUUUGUGAUCCAGACUGACAAGCUCAACUCAUCUGUGCGAGGGUGCUUGGCUGGGUCACUGCAUGAUUACGUGACCUUGCUGCAGGUUCAUAGCUCUUUCCUUAUCUUCACAAUGGGGUUUCUUAUCUUGAGCUAAGCAUAUUCACUUUUUUUUGAAAAAAAAAAAAAGAAACCAUGACAAGAACACUUAAAAACGAAAUGUUCAUUACCAUGCAUAUCAGAUAGUUUGCAGUGCUUUUUCUUUUCUUGUGCCACAAGUCAAUACAGUACAAUAUAUACGGUUAGUGAUUUUCAAUAGCUACCCACUCCUUGUAGUGCAGUGUAAAACCCUAGAGACAAUGCAAUAGAUUCUCCGUUUUUGCUUUUCUGUUUGUGUAACUUGGGAAAUUAUUUUUUACAACUCAUGAGAAACACGCUCCUCUCCUUUUGGCAUUUGGACCUUGAUAAACAGCACAAAAAAGGCAGCGUUGCAUUCAUGCAAGGCUUUCUGUUUCCAUAGAUAUGAGAGGUGGUUUUAACCAGAGAGGAAUGUAAAUCAUAGGGGGAAAUAUAUAUUAUAUAAAGUUGUAUAAUAUACAAAGCAUAUAUGAACCAAUGUUAUUUAUGUGAAUUUAAGUCAAAUUAAAAGUCU
This is a messenger RNA of Anoplopoma fimbria (sablefish), 5880 nucleotides long. It is a transcript of the gene mid2, whose product is annotated as midline 2. Gene Ontology annotation, molecular function: protein binding; zinc ion binding. The record is from RefSeq and is a predicted model, not a curated record. Lineage: Eukaryota; Metazoa; Chordata; Actinopteri; Perciformes; Anoplopomatidae. The coding region runs from base 100 to 2181 and encodes 693 amino acids. The transcript is spliced from 11 exons.